AUGGAUGUCAUCUUCGAAACCCAAAGUGGCAAAGCAUUUUCCAUUGAAGUUGAUUUCUUCGAUACAGUUCUUGAAAUCAAAGGGAAAGUGCAGAAAUACGAGGGAACACCUGUAGAUAAUCAAACCCUAAUCUUCAAUGGCCAAGUCCUUCAAAACGAACGUGACGUCGAGUACUGUGAAAUCCUACAAUACUCACGCAUUCAACUACGAGUGGCUCCUGCUUCGGAUAUUAAAAAUAAACAACAACGACGAAGUUCAUCGCCGUUGAAGGAAGUGCAACUCAACGCAGAUACCCCGUUGUCGGAAUCCUCGUUCCCUUUUGAAAUCGACGACCACGACAUGGCUUUACUUAUUUCAACUGAUGCCGAGUUGCGAGACAUCAAGGUUGUGCUUCAAUCGAGUGGUGCCGAGUUGCAUGGUGAUAUGUCACCAGGGGACUGCAUGCUGACGGAGAAUGACAAUGUCGAUGUGAACAUCAAGAAGAAGGUGUCACCAACUGCGGCUGCCUUGACGGGAGCGGCAAUGGCUACUAGAGGUUCGAAGAAGAUGAAGCUGUGGGUGUUGCCGAUGUAUGGGACGAAGAAGAUACCUGUGGCGAUGAAUGCGAAUGAUAACGUUGGGGAGCUGAGGAAAGAGCUGCAAAAGUUGCAGAAAAAGCUGCAUUUUGAUUUAUCAGAAGAAGGGUAUUUUUUCAUUCAUAAACAGAAUGUGAUGGAGGAUGAUCGGUCGUUUAAGUGGCAUCAAGUUGUCGAAGGUGAUACCAUUGAGAUCUUUAAUGAUAGACGUCCCAACGUUAUCAUUCGCAUUAUUGCCACCGGUAUCUUCUUCGUCCCGUACAUCGGCAACACCCACAGCUUCAUCUUCUUUGAACCUCUAGCAGCCGUUGCUGCUCCCGUCACCGCAACCACAGUCAGUGACGUCUUCCCCGAACACGGAGCGGCUUCUUGA
Molecule: messenger RNA, 948 nt
Organism: Hibiscus syriacus
Lineage: Eukaryota; Viridiplantae; Streptophyta; Magnoliopsida; Malvales; Malvaceae
Product: ubiquitin domain-containing protein 7SL RNA1-like
Exons: 4
Coding region: 1-948 (315 amino acids)
Biological process (GO): proteasome-mediated ubiquitin-dependent protein catabolic process
Cellular component (GO): nucleoplasm; cytosol
Molecular function (GO): ubiquitin binding; polyubiquitin modification-dependent protein binding; proteasome binding
Source: RefSeq, a predicted model, not a curated record